This is a messenger RNA of Fundulus heteroclitus (mummichog), 4456 nucleotides long. RefSeq names its product protein phosphatase 1 regulatory subunit 1A. Gene Ontology annotation, molecular function: protein phosphatase inhibitor activity. The record is from RefSeq and is a predicted model, not a curated record. The transcript has 7 exons. Bases 361 to 996 code for a protein of 211 amino acids. NCBI's taxonomy places the organism in Eukaryota, Metazoa, Chordata, Actinopteri, Cyprinodontiformes, Fundulidae. Gene Ontology annotation, cellular component: cytoplasm. Gene Ontology annotation, biological process: intracellular signal transduction.
AGGAGAGGUGUUCCUGGCUCAAAAUGCCCUUGCCUGAGCACUAAGAGCUUGGAGAGGCUAAGAGGAACUAGAGGGGAGCUAGAAAAGACACGCCGGCAGGUGCUGAGGGCAGGACAAGUGUGCAGCUUAGAGAUAGGUAGCUAUAAAGAAAGCUAAUUUGGGGAAGGCAUAGGCAAGAUAAAUAACAAAGAAAAACUAAUAAAAGAGACUGGUUAUUUUUAUUUUUUUAUUUUUUUGGCUGGAGGCUACUUCUUUUUGAGAAAUUAUUUUUCCAGCCUGAUUCAUUUUCCUCUGCACGGAUUCUCCUCCUCUUCUUCUUCUUGUUCUUCUUCCUGCUCUCCUCUCUGAUAGACAAACGCCAUGGAAACUGGGAGCCCCAGAAAGAUUCAGUUCACCGUCCCCCUGCUGGACACCCACCUGGACCCAGAGGCAGCCGAACAAAUCAGAAGACGUAGACCCACACCGGCCACUCUGGUGGCAUCCAGUGAUCAGUCCUCACCUGAAAUAGAUGAAGAUCGACUCCCAAACCAGUUGUAUAAGGCCGCCCUGUUGAACUCCCCACGACAACGAAGAAAAGGACAAAAGGGGACACCAACAAUGAAAGAGCUGCAGUUUCUUGUAGAACAUCACCUGUACAGGCAGCAGCAGGGAGCUGGAGACGAGUGCUCCUCAGAGAGCUGUCUGUCUGACCGGCCCAGCCCCGACUCCGUUCCCACUGGGGAGGAACUCCCACACGAUGACGACGCCACAGCAGAUGCCUUUGAAAAACUGCGCUGCCAAAUGGAGGAGUUCUCCAGGGAGAGUCUAUUAGAUGCUGGCGGUGAACUUGAGCGCCCCCUCUCCAAGGAGAAAAACGACUGUUCCAGCGUGGCCAGCGUAGCAGAACCCUCGGCCCAAAAAGGAAACGCACAAACAGACACAAAGCCAGGAGCAUCCAGUGUGAAUCAGCCGUCAGAGAAGAAGACAAAGAAAGACAGCCUGGAGACAAAGAAAUAAAGACGUCUGUGCAGCCAAAUGUUGUCCAGUCUGCUCAGUCAGCCCAACUCAGUGACAAAGGAUUGUCUGUGCAGAGUCAGAAGAAUCAGGAUAUCUCUCUCCCUCUGCAGCUGGGCCUACUUCUGCAUUUAUUUGUGAAAAAACAUUCAGUUUAAAAAGACCCAAAAGUAGACCAAUUUUUUUGUUGUUGUUUUCUUAAUCAUUUAUGCUGCACUGAUUUGAAACUAGUCAUCUGAGAGGAUAAAUCUGGGAUUCAGUAACACAAUCAUAGUCAUACUCAACGCUGAAUAUUCCCUUUAUUGAUUGGGAAACAACAAGCAUAGCACUUGAUAUCCUUUUAGACAUGUUUUACUUAGUGAAGAUGUGGUAUUUGUUCUGCACUGCGAGGUUCACUUUAGGUCAGUAAAAUGGAUCAGCACAUCACAAACAACUGGGGGUAGUGAAAAGAUCUGAAAUUAAAUCCCAAUUAGGAGCUUAAUCCCUAACUGUGUGGGUAGAAUAUGUGUGCUGAGCAAAACAUUCACAUGAAAUGCAUAAUCACAUAAAUAUGUAUGUGCCACCUAAAUCAUCAGCUCUAAGUCUUGAAAUUAAAAACUGCCUGAACACUUGGUCACAUACUGAAUAACUCAAAAAUCGGGCCAAAAUUAAUCGACUGCAAUAAAUUCACCAACAACACAACAGAAUACCCAAAUGUUUUUGGUCAUUAGAGCGAAUUAUGCACUGCGGCAAACCUGCAGCAAAAAACUGCACACACUUUAUGUGUAGUAAUGAUUUUCUCAAUCACACUUUAAGUUUAAUUUGAUAUUUGUUUGUAGACUAAUUGACCAUUAUGUAGCAAAGCAUGCAUAAAUAAUUAUGCGUUUUCAUAUUAAUGACAUAAUCAGUUUUACCCUCAAAAGCUAUGGGAAAUAUUGACUUAUUAGACAAAAGUAAAACAAUGAGAAAUCAUUAAAGAAAAAAGAAAAUCUUUAUCUUUGCUUCAUUUAAAACAUGUUUAACACCAGGUUAAAAAGUUUGAAGAAAAAGACCCCUGUCUACAUUAUUUGCGUUUAACCUUACUGCUAUUUUUUUUCUCCAGGGGUAACUCACCUCAUGUAUCUCUUCUAUGUUUCAAGUACGUUUUUCAUCACUAAGCUUUUACAUUGUCAUAGAUAUUUGUCGGAUAUAGUUAUGCCACUAUUUGUAGGCUUUGGUUUUUGACCCAUAAUUAGCCAGUGCUUGCUUUAAAUCAGUGAAGCUGACAUGUUUAAGAAAAAAAAACAAAUUAUGAUAUUUUGUUAAAGAUUAUUACAGUACCAUUUCAAAAACAUACUAGUAAAAAAAAAGAUAAAAAUACUGGGAAUGUCCUGAUCAGGAUUUUGUUUGGCAUUAUCACAAUCUAAAUUAAGAAUACGCUGAUAAUGCCAGUGCUUGUAAACUUGAUAAAAUAACCCACUACACUACAGUUUUACAACUCACUGACCAACGACAUUCCAGAUGUUACAAGUUCUAUUUUUCUUCUCAUAUUCCUACUUUUCUUGAAAGUGAUAUUUUGACCAAACCAGAGUUUUAGCGGAACAGUGUCAAUAUGCUGCUCUAACACACAUCGAGUGGUUUAACAGAGCUACUCUAAUGUUCUGACAACACAUUGUUUCAUCAUUCCUUUCUAAAAAUGUAUCUGACUCGAUACAUACAGAAAGUUUUUAAUAAACGUACACCUUGCUCUUGUUGACAAUGUGUACAUUUAAGUUUUUUACUUAAGUGCUUCGCUAUCAUUAGUGUAUACACUGUUUUGAGAACUUAUGAACUCAUUGCUUAAUGCAGUUCCAGUAAUUUGUGCACAGACAAAACAAUAAAGCUUGCUCCUGACAACUUUUUUUGUUUUGUUUCAGACACUUACUACUUUGUUUUGCGUGUCCUACAUUUUAAUGAAAAGUGUUUAUGUAUGCUGUGUGCAGCUAUCCCCUGAACCGACAGCUGUCUGUGCAUAUGUAAGAAAUGGGGUAUAGCAAGCCGUCUGACACAGGCAGACAGGGAACCGCAGCUGCUCUGUCUUAAUUUAGGGUGAAAAAGUUAGAUUCUUAGUGGAAAGCUCAGAUUUGAUCAACAAAAUAAUGUGCACAGCUUAUAUUGUGUUUUACAAGUUGUAUGGAAGAAAAUAUGUUGCAGUUGUUAGAAAUUGGCCAUGGAAAUGCAGUCACACAUCUGGCUGGAAGUGUGACUAAAAUAAUAAUAGACAUUAAACUAUGUUUUGUCAAUGACUUUUAAUACCAAUCAUUUAAAAAUCCUAGGAUUAGAAUCAUGUGCUGAUGCCAGUGAUUGAAUCAAGACAUCUCUAGCAGAUACAAUGUGAGUAGCCGUAAAAAGGGGUUCCUGUUCUUACCAAAUAGAAAGACAGUUUGCAGUUUGAAUCUUGGCUCGGCAACCGAAGAGUUUUGGGGUGAAUACGGUUUUUGAUUACAUUUUAAUUGUUGAUUUUAAAUGGAACACCUGAGUUUGUACAUGUAUUUUCGUCUCUGCGUUAACCCUGUUAAGGGCUGGAAGCUUGCUCAGAGUAUAUCCCAUUCCUGCCUGGUGACUACUAGAGCACGCUCCAGCUCCCUCUCUGACAGAAAACUGACCAGAACCUAGAGAUAUUCUAAUUUUUGAAAAGGGUUACGAUUUUAUUAAGUGCACAAUUUCCAUGCAUGGACACCAUUAUAUGUUGGCACACCAUAUGGAGAGCAGUUUGGCCAUGAGGGUGUAAACAUGUGGCGGACAAGCAGAGUUCAUUACAGUGGGAUAUAUCAGCAGAUUAGUUUACAUAUUUUGGAUUAGCAGGGAAAAACUAAUCUCCACUGAGCAAAUUGCACCAUCAUUUUUAACACACGAAGGCUUAUUGGGAAUCUGAACCUGGGCCAUAUAUAAACAUCUUCUUGCAUGGCACUGAAUGUAAAGUGAUGACUUUUUUAGGUCUGAAUUUUACAUGGCUUUAUUUUAUACAGCAACCUGAACAUUUAAAUAUGGACUCACAUUGUGAUUAGUGCAUUCUCUGUAAAAUAUUCUUCUAGUUUUGUACGUGCUAAAGAAACAAUGAAGCAAUCACCACUUUUUGAAUUGUUCUCAUCACAUUCUGAGCUUUUUCUUUCACUGGAGUGGCAUUAUCAUGUAGAUUAUGCGACAAUCCUUCCAUAACCUUAACGUCUUGUUUGCCAUGUUUGAAAGAACGUGAAGAACAUAAAUGAAACGGAAAACAGAACCAAUUUAGUGAACAUAUGCAAAAAUGGUUAUUUUAUCCACAACACACAAGAAAGACCGUGAAACAUUCCUGUAAAAAUGUUUAUUUUUUUUCACCUCUCUAUUUAGGAGCCCUGUAAUGUUUGUUGUGUUUUUGAAUGGUAACAGUGUACUUUAAAUGAGUUAUAUCCUGUUUUACUUGAAUGGAUGGAUGAUUGUGUGUGUUAUCUACAUUUGUUUGAUACAAUAAAACGUUUAAGUUGAA